Molecule: messenger RNA, 3753 nt
Organism: Salvelinus fontinalis (brook trout)
Lineage: Eukaryota; Metazoa; Chordata; Actinopteri; Salmoniformes; Salmonidae
Product: fibrinogen alpha-1 chain-like
Exons: 2
Coding region: 194-1537 (447 amino acids)
Source: RefSeq, a predicted model, not a curated record
CACAGGCUGAGAGUCUCAGGAGUAGGUAGCCAUGGUGACUGGAACACUACAGAUCACAGGCUGAGAGUCUCAGGAGUAGGUAGCCAUGGUGACUGGAACACUACAGAUCACAGACUGAGAGUCUCAGGAGUAGGUAGCCAUGGUGACUGGAACACUACAGAUCACAGACUGAGAGUCUCAGGAGUAGGUAGCCAUGGUGACUGGAACACUACAGAUCACAGACAGAGUCUCAGGAGUAGGUAGCCAUGGUGACUGGAACACUACAGAUCACAGACUGAGAGUCUCAGGAGUAGGUAGCCAUGGUGACUGGAACACUACAGAUCACAGACUGAGAGUCUCAGGAGUAGGUAGCCAUGGUGACUGGAACACUACAGAUCACAGACUGAGAGUCUCAGGAGUAGGUAGCCAUGGUGACUGGAACACUACAGAUCACAGACUGAGAGUCUCAGGAGUAGGUAGCCAUGGUGACUGGAACACUACAGAUCACAGACUGAGAGUCUCAGGAGUAGGUAGCCAUGGUGACUGGAACACUACAGAUCACAGGCUGAGAGUCUCAGGAGUAGGUAGCCAUGGUAACUGGAACACUACAGAUCACAGGCUGAGAGUCUCAGGAGUAGGUAGCCAUGGUGACUGGAACACUACAGAUCACAGACAGAGAGUCUCAGGAGUAGGUAGCCAUGGUAACUGGAACACUACAGAUCACAGACUGAGAGUCUCAGGAGUAGGUAGCCAUGGUGACUGGAACACUACAGAUCACAGACUGAGAGUCUCAGGAGUAGGUAGCCAUGGUGACUGGAACACUACAGAUCACAGACUGAGAGUCUCAGGAGUAGGUAGCCAUGGUGACUGGAACACUACAGAUCACAGACUGAGAGUCUCAGGAGUAGGUAGCCAUGGUGACUGGAACACUACAGAUCACAGGCUGAGAGUCUCAGGAGUAGGUAGCCAUGGUGACUGGAACACUACAGAUCACAGGCUAAGAGUCUCAGGAGUAGGUAGCCAUGGUGACUGGAACACUACAGAUCACAGACUGAGAGUCUCAGGAGUAGGUAGCCAUGGUGACUGGAACACUACAGAUCACAGACUGAGAGUCUCAGGAGUAGGUAGCCAUGGUGACUGGAACACUACAGAUCACAGGCUGAGAGUCUCAGGAGUAGGUAGCCAUGGUGACUGGAACACUACAGAUCACAGGCUAAGAGUCUCAGGAGUAGGUAGCCAUGGUGACUGGAACACUACAGAUCACAGACUGAGAGUCUCAGGAGUAGGUAGCCAUGGUGACUGGAACACUACAGAUCACAGACUGAGAGUCUCAGGAGUAGGUAGCCAUGGUGACUGGAACACUACAGAUCACAGACUGAGAGUCUCAGGAGUAGGUAGCCAUGGUGACUGGAACACUACAGAUCACAGACUGAGAGUCUCAGGAGUAGGUAGCCAUGGUGACUGGAACACUACAGAUCACAGACUGAGAGUCUCAGGAGUAGGUAGCCAUGGUGACUGGAACACUACAGAUCACAGACAGAGUCUCAGGAGUAGGUAGCCAUGGUGACUGGAACACUACAGAUCACAGGCUGAGAGUCUCAGGAGUAGGUAGCCAUGGUGACUGGAACACUACAGAUCACAGACUGAGAGUCUCAGGAGUAGGUAGCCAUGGUGACUGGAACACUACAGAUCACAGACUGAGAGUCUCAGGAGUAGGUAGUCAUGGUGACUGGAACACUACAGAUGACAGACAGAGUCUCAGGAGUAGGUAGCCAUGGUGACUGGAACACUACAGAUCACAGACUGAGAGUCUCAGGAGUAGGUAGCCAUGGUGACUGGAACACUACAGAUCACAGGCUGAGAGUCUCAGGAGUAGGUAGCCAUGGUGACUGGAACACUACAGAUCACAGACAGAGUCUCAGGAGUAGGUAGCCAUGGUGACUGGAACACUACAGAUCACAGACAGAGUCUCAGGAGUAGGUAGCCAUGGUGACUGGAACACUACAGAUCACAGGCUGAGAGUCUCAGGAGUAGGUAGCCAUGGUGACUGGAACACUACAGAUCACAGGCUGAGAGUCUCAGGAGUAGGUAGCCAUGGUGACUGGAACACUACAGAUCACAGACUGAGAGUCUCAGGAGUAGGUAGCCAUGGUGACUGGAACACUACAGAUCACAGACUGAGAGUCUCAGGAGUAGGUAGUCAUGGUGACUGGAACACUACAGAUGACAGACUGAGAGUCUCAGGAGUAGGUAGUCAUGGUGACUGGAACACUACAGAUCACAGACUGAGAGUCUCAGGAGUAGGUAGCCAUGGUGACUGGAACACUACAGAUCACAGACUGAGAGUCUCAGGAGUAGGUAGCCAUUGUGACUGGAACACUACAGAUCACAGGCUGAGAGUCUCAGGAGUAGGUAGCCAUGGUGACUGGAACACUACAGAUCACAGGCUGAGAGUCUCAGGAGUAGGUAGCCAUGGUGACUGGAACACUACAGAUCACAGACAGAGUCUCAGGAGUAGGUAGCCAUGGUGACUGGAACACUACAGAUCACAGGCUGAGAGUCUCAGGAGUAGGUAGCCAUGGUGACUGGAACACUACAGAUCACAGGCUGAGAGUCUCAGGAGUAGGUAGCCAUGGUGACUGGAACACUACAGAUCACAGACAGAGUCUCAGGAGUAGGUAGCCAUGGUGACUGGAACACUACAGAUCACAGGCUGAGAGUCUCAGGAGUAGGUAGCCAUGGUGACUGGAACACUACAGAUCACAGGCUGAGAGUCUCAGGAGUAGGUAGCCAUGGUGACUGGAACACUACAGAUCACAGACAGAGUCUCAGGAGUAGGUAGCCAUGGUGACUGGAACACUACAGAUCACAGGCUGAGAGUCUCAGGAGUAGGUAGCCAUGGUGACUGGAACACUACAGAUCACAGACUGAGAGUCUCAGGAGUAGGUAGCCAUGGUGACUGGAACACUACAGAUCACAGGCUGAGAGUCUCAGGAGUAGGUAGCCAUGGUGACUGGAACACUACAGAUCACAGACUGAGAGUCUCAGGAGUAGGUAGCCAUGGUGACUGGAACACUACAGAUCACAGACAGAGUCUCAGGAGUAGGUAGCCAUGGUGACUGGAACACUACAGAUCACAGGCUGAGAGUCUCAGGAGUAGGUAGCCAUGGUGACUGGAACACUACAGAUCACAGACUGAGAGUCUCAGGAGUAGGUAGCCAUGGUGACUGGAACACUACAGAUCACAGGCUGAGAGUCUCAGGAGUAGGUAGCCAUGGUAACUGGAACACUACAGAUCACAGACUGAGAGUCUCAGGAGUAGGUAGCCAUGGUGACUGGAACACUACAGAUCACAGACUGAGAGUCUCAGGAGUAGGUAGCCAUGGUGACUGGAACACUACAGAUCACAGGCUGAGAGUCUCAGGAGUAGGUAGCCAUGGUGACUGGAACACUACAGAUCACAGGCUGAGAGUCUCAGGAGUAGGUAGCCAUGGUGACUGGAACACUACAGAUCACAGACAGAGUCUCAGGAGUAGGUAGCCAUGGUGACUGGAACACUACAGAUCACAGGCUGAGAGUCUCAGGAGUAGGUAGCCAUGGUGACUGGAACACUACAGAUCACAGACUGAGAGUCUCAGGAGUAGGUAGCCAUGGUGACUGGAACACUACAGAUCACAGGCUGAGAGUCUCAGGAGUAGGUAGCCAUGGUGACUGGAACACUACAGAUCACAGACUUCUAUUAAAAUAAGAUAUACUGACUGGUUUUUCUCUUCC